Messenger RNA from Durio zibethinus, 2073 nucleotides. RefSeq lists its product as uncharacterized. NCBI's taxonomy places the organism in Eukaryota, Viridiplantae, Streptophyta, Magnoliopsida, Malvales, Malvaceae. The record is from RefSeq and is a predicted model, not a curated record. Gene Ontology annotation, cellular component: plasma membrane; plasmodesma.
GACCCAUCUACCACCUCCAAAACGUAAAGCUAGGACGUUCCUUUUGAUAUUGCAAUUAACCGUCUCUACCUUCCCCUCUCCCUCUCCCUCUCUCUCUACCCCUCAAAAACCAGAGAAGGAAAACGGGGAGAACAGAAACAGAGAAGAAAAAACAACAAAAGUAAAAGCAUAAUGUUAUGUUUCAAAUCCAACCCUUAUGCAUUGUUUCUUCUGUUCCUUUUCUCUUUGUUUCUUUUCAGACAUCAACUAGUUUCUGACGCCUCAAAUGUUCAAACUUUACACAUCCCAGGAUCUUAUAAAAGUCUUGUCAUUGGGGAUAGAGAGCACAUUGGAGUUUUACCAUGGAGGAAUAUAGAAAGGAGAAACCUUGCAGAGGGAAGCGAAGGAGACAACUCGUCUUUGAUUUUGGCUGAAAAGAGGACUAAUAGGAUAGACCCUCUUAAUGAUUUUAAGAAGUAUACAGGUGGCUGGAAUAUCAGCAAUGAACACUAUUGGGCUUCUGUGGGUUUUACGGCGGCUCCUUUCUUUGUCAUUGCCGCAGUCUGGUUUGUGAUAUUUGCACUAUGCUUGUUCAUCACAUGUAUCCGUCAUUGUUGUUGUCAACUAGAUUCUUAUGGCUACUCUAGGACAGCUUAUGCACUAUCUCUUAUUCUCCUCAUGCUCUUCACCAUUGCUGCAAUUGGCGGGUGUGUUGUGCUGUACACUGGUCAGGGAAAAUUUCAUGGCAGUACAAUAAACACACUCGAUUAUGCUGUUAAUAAGGCAGAUGCUACUGCUGAAAACCUCAGGAAUGUGUCAGAUUAUCUUUCUGCAGCUAAGAAAAUUACCGUGAAUUCAGUUUUUCUGUCCCCAGAUGUCCAAAAAAGCAUUGAUGAUGUUGUAAAGAAGAUCAACUCUUCUGCUUUGACUCUUUCUACUCAAACAGGCAAUAAUAAAGAUAAAAUUCAACAUGGCUUGGACGGCAUGAGAUUGGCUCUUAUCAUCGUUGCUGCUUUGAUGCUCUUUUUGGCAUUUCUUGGAUUCUUAUUCUCCAUUCUUGGAUUGCAGUGUCUGGUGUACACGCUGGUGAUCCUUGGGUGGAUUCUUGUUGCUGGCACAUUAAUUUUGUGUGGAGUAUUUCAUCUCCUCCACAAUGUCGUAGGAGAUGCGUGUGUUGCCAUGGAUGAAUGGGUCCAGAAUCCCACUGCCCAUACGGCAUUAGAUGACAUUCUUCCAUGUGUGGACAAUGCAACAGCCCAGGAGACUUUAUUAAGAACCAAGAAUGUCAGUUACCAACUUGUGAAUGUGGUGAAUGGCGUCAUCAAUAAUGUUGUCAACCAAAAUUUCCCUCCAUCAUCGGCACCUUUAUAUUACAAUCAAUCUGGUCCACGGGUCCCAGUUCUCUGCAACCCAUUUCAUUCUGACCUCACAGAUCGGCAAUGUGCAUCUGGUGAAGUUAGCUUGUACGAUUCCUCAGAGGUUUGGAAGAACUAUACCUGUCAGGUUUCAUCCUCUGGGAUUUGUUCAACGCGUGGACGGCUGACCCCUCAAUUUUACACUCAGAUGUCAGCUGCAGUGAAUGUCAGUUAUGGUUUGUAUCGCUAUGGUCCAUUCCUGGUUAAUUUGCAAGACUGCACUUUUGUGCGUGAUACAUUCACAGAUAUCAGUCAUGAUUAUUGUCCUGGUCUGUGGCGCUAUAGUCAAUGGAUCUACAUUGGAUUAGUAAUUGUAUCUGCUGCUGUGAUGCUGUCAUUGAUCUUCUGGGUAAUCUAUGCAAGAGAGAGAAGGCACCGUGUUUAUACUAAACGGUACGAUGCUAGAUCGGAAGGCCUAUACAAGGGUGGAUAGGACACCAAGUCCAAUUAGCAGGUUGUUAAUUUGCUUGUAUAUUUUGAGUAACAUAGCUAAAUUUUGUACAUUAUGUUUGUUAUCCCUAGGCUUGAAUCUUUGUGCAAUGCAGUCUAUAGCAAUGCACAAGGAAUGACUUUCUUUUCCAUGAACCUUGACCAUUUUCUCUAAGUGUAAUGCAUCUCUCUCAUGAAGAACAGAAAAUUCUUUUGUUUUGUUAAUGUCAAGCUUCACCGACGGGCUAUA